GUGUCCCGGGAUGUAUAUGCAAGUGGAGGCCCGCACCAGCUCCCGCCUCCAUCUGAAGAGGGCUCCUGGCAUCCGCUCCUGGUCACUGUUGGUUGGAAUCUCAUCCACUGGCCUUGCUGCAGCCUACUACAGUGGAGACAGUCUGGGCUGGAAGCUCUUCUACGUCACAGGCUGCCUGUUCGUAGCUGUGCAGAACUUGGAGGACUGGGAGGAAGCCAUCUUUAACAAGAGCACUGGGAAAGUCGUUUUGAAAACGUUCAGCCUCUACAGAAAGCUGCUGACCCUUCUCAGAGCAGGCCACGACCAAGUGGUGGUUCUGCUGAACGACAUCCGUGAUGUGAACGUGGAGGAAGAGAAGGUCAGGUACUUUGGGAAGGGCUACAUGGUGGUGCUCCGGUUUGCAACAGGCUUCUCCCACCCCCUCACGCAGAGUGCAGUCCUGGGCCACCGCAGCGAUGUAGAAGCCAUUGCCAAGCUCAUCACCAGCUUCCUGGAGCUGCACCGGCUGGAGAGCCCCUCAGAGCAGUCUCAGAGCAGCGACAGUGAGGCUGAUGGCCCCAGCAGCCAGAGCUGACAACCGGCCUGUGGCUUCUGACCUUGUCACCAGCUGACUGGCCAGCCACCGGCUGCAGGCAGAUCUUGGUGUCUGUCUGGAGCUCCCUAGGCCACCCUAAGUGGACUGCCUGCCUCCUGCCUAUUCAUACUGCCUGCUGCCUCAAUUCUGAGCAGAAGUCUGGGCUGGAUCUCCUCCGUGGCCCAAGUGGGCCUGAUAUGUCAUGACCCAGGAUGCACUGUGGGCUGGACUUCCUCCAUGGCCCAGGAUGCACAUGAACAGCCAGGACAGGGCAAGGGGCCACCCGUACCUGGGCUUCCUCCACUCGACCAGGCCUUCCUGUGUUGAGGGUUUGGCUACAGAUGGAACAGGGCUCCUGCAUUUGUAGGGAGGCCCACGCUCUCUGGAUGUGGCAGUGCAGCCAUUGGAAAUCUCUGAUGUCAUUUUUCCUUGCCGCACCCUCCCUGGAUGGAUGUCCACUGGUCAGGGGCUUUCCUGACUGCGGGGGUGGGGGCUGGACACCGCAUUGUCUGAGGCCUCUCUCCAAGGACCUCCCCCCCACGCCAGGGAGAUGGCUGUGCUAACUGCACUGGCGGCUCCUUUUGGAUCCCUGCAGGACUGUGGGGUGUUUGUGGGCUGUGGAAGGGCCCUUCCUCCCCCUCCCGCCUGCGGCAGAAGACGAUUGUGAAGGAAAGGUCACCUCUGUGACACCUGAAGACGACUGGGAGUGCUUUUGCAGAAACCGAGCCCCAGCCUCCUGGCCCCCAGGGAUGCCUGUGGGAUCUGGGACAGUGCAGCGCACGCCUGUACUCUCAGCACUCAGGACCUCGGCUGAGGAUCCAGUUACGGUUCACCUAGUGACACCCUGUCUUAAAAAGUCCUGCAGUAGACCCAGCCUUACCUCGCCCUUCCUGGAAGUUGGUGUCUGUUCCUGCUGACCAGCACCUACUCUGGCUUAGGUCAGGUACAACAUGAACCUUGAGAGCUGUGGGCCCCAGGCCAGCCUCCAGAAGCUUCUGUUCCUAGGCCUGGCCAGGUAGGACUGGAAAGCAGUGCCACCCAGAUCCAGGGGCUGAGAUGGCACCCUGGGCGGGUGUGAGUGGAAUGUCCUGCUUGGGGAGGUGGCUGCCACCAACCCUGGGCUGGAAUAGGACCCUUUAAACAAGCCAGUUAGCUUUUCCCAUUUUUUUUGUUUUGUUUUAUUUUAAUUUCCUUCCUAAAAUUGUGUGUAAUUCAGUGGCUUGUCAGCCACUGGGCUUCCUAGGGUGCUGGAGACAAGAUGCCUGUCCUGGGCACUGCCCCAGGGCUGGGACUGGGUUCUGGAGGCAGGAAGCCCAUCGUGGCAGGCACUGGUGACGCCUGUUAGAGGAACCACUGCUUCUGCUGUCCUUUAAUUUUAGAAUGAAUAAAGCUCUACGUGCAGAUC
Molecule: messenger RNA, 1979 nt
Organism: Perognathus longimembris pacificus (Pacific pocket mouse)
Lineage: Eukaryota; Metazoa; Chordata; Mammalia; Rodentia; Heteromyidae
Product: cytochrome b-245 chaperone 1
Exons: 6
Coding region: 11-574 (187 amino acids)
Source: RefSeq, a predicted model, not a curated record